Messenger RNA from Cynara cardunculus var. scolymus (artichoke), 2508 nucleotides. RefSeq names its product probable DEAD-box ATP-dependent RNA helicase 48. The transcript is spliced from 10 exons. The record is from RefSeq and is a predicted model, not a curated record. NCBI's taxonomy places the organism in Eukaryota, Viridiplantae, Streptophyta, Magnoliopsida, Asterales, Asteraceae. The coding region runs from base 12 to 2393 and encodes 793 amino acids. Gene Ontology annotation, molecular function: RNA helicase activity; ATP binding; nucleic acid binding.
CACCACCAAAAAUGUACUCAUCAAUAAUCUUUCUAGAACGUUCUAGGAUGUUCGAUCACAAUGUUCUCCACCGUCUCACUCUCCUCCGCCACAUGGGCGGCGGCCCACGGACAUUCCCCGGCGGCCUGAACAAAUGGCAAUGGAAACGCCUCCAUGAAAAGCAAGCUAGGCAGAAGGAAAAACGGCUUCUUGAUCAAGAGAAACAGCUUUACCAGGCGCGGGUUCGAUCCGAGAUUCGUUCCAAAAUCGCCGAUGAUUCAUUGAAACAUGAGCAGCAUACCAAUUCACCAAAUUAUAAGCCCUUAUCCCCUAAAGAACACAUCAAAGUCCUAGCGGAUCGUUUCAUGAAAGAAGGAGCUGAAGACUUGUGGAACGAAGCUGAUGGACCAAUCAGAUCUUUUUCCCCACAAGAAAUAGCCAGAACUGAAUCGAAUCACAAUCCAAUUAAUUUGCGGCGAGUGAUUUCGGGUCAAAAUCAUAUAGCGAGUAAUCAAGUAGGUGAAGUUUCUUCGGGUUUUAGUUAUAAUCAGUUGAAACCUAGGCAUUUUUCGAUGUAUCUAUGUUCAGAUAAUCAAUAUAGUUUGUUGAGAGCCAAGCACUAUUCAGUUAGGACUUCUAGAUCUAGCUAUAGGAAAAAUGAUAGCUCCUCGAGUGAAGAAGAUGGUACGGACAAUGAGGAGGGUUUUUUGAUGACGAAGACGAAGGUUGGGGAUCUAAGUAGGCCACGAUUGAGUUUAAUUGGGUCAUCGGAUGGCGAGGGGAGCGAUGAUGACGAUGGGAAGGGAAAUGGGAAGAAGACGAUGAUGAGCAGUGCUGCAUUGGGGAAGUAUGAUAUAAAGAAGACAAAACGGAUUCCAUUGAAAUUCUUGGAGGAGGAGGAUGACUUGUCUCUGCACAUACAGGCUAUUCGGAAUGAGUUCAAUAAGAGGCGUAUGGCUGAAAAAGACGACGGAGUGGGCGAUGAAGACUCAAUCCUUUGUCCAAAGAGGUUUGAUGAGUGCAAUGUAUCCCCAUUGACAAUCAAGGCUCUUACUUUAGCAGGUUAUGUGCAAAUGACCAAGGUUCAAGAUGCUACAAUGUCUGCUUGCCUUGAGGGCAAGGAUGCUUUAGUCAAAGCUAAAACUGGAACUGGGAAAAGUGCUGCUUUUUUGCUUCCCGCAAUUGAAACAGUUUUAAAGGAUUCAAUUAAGAAUGCGGCACAGCGGGUUCCACAGAUAUGUGUUCUUAUUCUGUGCCCCACAAGAGAGUUAGCAAGUCAGAUAGCUGCAGAAGCCAAUGUAUUGCUCAAGUACCAUGAUGGAAUUGGUGUACAAACUCUUGUUGGAGGUACUCGAUUUAAAGUUGAUCAGAAACGUUUAGAAACAGAACCAUGCCAGAUUAUUAUAGCAACUCCUGGUAGAUUGCUGGAUCACAUUGAGAACAAGUCUGGAUUCUCUGCUCGUUUGAUGAGAUUGAAAAUGCUUAUACUUGACGAAGCAGACCAUUUACUAGACCUCGGAUUUCGGAAGGACAUAGAGAAAAUUGUCGAUUGUCUACCUCGUCAAAAGCAAUCUUUACUCUUUUCUGCAACCCUUCCAAAGGAGGUUCGGCGAGUAUCUCAACUUGUUUUGAAAAGGGAGCAUGCAUAUAUUAAUACUGUCGGGCUAGGUCCAGAAACACAUGAUAAGGUUAAUCAAUCUUAUGUUAUUGCACCACAUGAACAACAUUUUCAAAUAGUCCACCAUUUGUUGAAGGAGCAUAUUGCUCAGGUCCCCAAUUAUAAGGUUAUUGUCUUUUGUACCACAGCAAUGAUGACAUCGCUCAUGUUUUCCCUUCUCCGUGAGAUGAAAAUGAGCGUGAGAGAGAUUCAUUCUAGAAAACCACAACUCUACCGAACUCGUGUUUCUGAUGAAUUCAAGGAAGCAAGACAGCUAAUUCUAAUUACGUCUGAGGUGUCGGCCCGUGGAAUGAAUUAUCCCGAUGUCAGUUUGGUAAUUCAGGUGGGUGUCCCUACGGACCGUGAGCAGUAUAUAAAUCGUCUUGGAAGGACAGGACGGGAAGGCAAAGGUGGAGAAGGAAUAAUGUUGCUUGCACCAUGGGAAGAAUAUUUCCUGGAUGAAAUUAAAGACCUCCCUCUUCGUAAAUCCUCUUCACCGUAUUUAGAUCCAGAUAUAAAAGUAAAGAUUGAGAAUUCAAUGGCGGCAAUUGACCCAAGCGUGAAAGAGGCGGCAUACCAUGCGUGGCUCGGGUACUAUAACUCGAUUAGGGAAAUAGGUAGAGAUAAGACGACACUUGCUGAGCUAGGAACGGGGUUUUGCAAGUCGAUUGGGUUAGAAAAAGUACCUGCACUCUUCAGAAAAACCGCAGUGAAGAUGGGGUUAAAAGAUAUAGCAGGUAUUCGAGUUCGAAAGUAAUAAUAAGUCUUCAAUUUUGAAGAAUUCUAAUUGUGUACAGUGAGAAAUGAUGAAAUAUGAAUCAUUUAAUUGUAGUUGUAUCAUAUGAAGUUAUUCGAUGUACUCAUUUCUCGAG